CAAGCCCUGUGUGAAUACUCCAACUGCCUACUUCUCUUACCUGCCAGCAACACUGCAAUGAGACGAGAUGUCCAGGAGGGCCAGGCUCGGUGCUUGUCUCACCUAGGAAGGCACAAGGAGGCUCUGGAUAUUGCAGAAAAAAUGAGAAGCAGUGCUACUAACACAGAUCACUUAACGACAGUUCUCAACCUACAGUUCGCCAUUUACAAGGGUCUGGGAAACACAGAAAAAAAGAUGAUGUGUCUGCAGCAACUGAUCUGCUUACAUCCUUUCAACCCUUGGUACUGGAAGUUACUUGCUGAAGCUUAUAUGAGCCUUUUACAGAGUUUGUCUACAUUAGUCAUUCCAGAAACAAAUCUAAAUCAGGCUGAAGAGGUUUGUGUAAACCAUAAUAGUUUCAAAACAUCAGCUGGAAGAGAGAUUAGUUUGGAGUCUCACACAUCAGACAGCCAUAAAGAAGGCUCCUGGUCCAGCCUUGCCACAGAAACAAGAGAGAGUGCAGGGACUCGUGGCAGCAGCCAAGCUGUAAAAGAAUUCCUCUGCACUUCAGAAGAACCGGGAAGGACGGACAAAGGAAAACGCUCAGCCUCGGAGUCCCAGGAGCAGAACGUGUUGAAGAAAGCUGGGAUAAAGGCAGGUGCCUCCUUUGUUAGAGCAAGGCUUUUACUUCAGCUUACUCAGUUGCAACAGUCCUCUUUUGCACUAGAGAAUAACAUAAAAGGACAAAAAGAGAUUGAUGACAAAGUGGCAUGUCUUGGUUUCAGUGAAAACUCCUUGCUGUUGAUGACCAAGAUUAUGGGGCAGGAUCUUAUACCAGAAAAACUAAAAGAGGAGUUUCAGGGUGAAGUAAAAUGCAUAGGCCCUUCAGCACUGUCAUCACUGGUAACUGCAUCAGCCACAGAGUUUGAAGUCAGAUGGUUUGGUAAUCUCCAAGAUGACUUAAGUCGCUUUGAUAGACAAUCCUAUUCAGAUAUGUCUCUCCCACCUUCAGUAACUUAA
Molecule: messenger RNA, 999 nt
Organism: Merops nubicus (carmine bee-eater)
Lineage: Eukaryota; Metazoa; Chordata; Aves; Coraciiformes; Meropidae
Product: chromosome unknown open reading frame, human C8orf76
Exons: 4
Molecular function (GO): protein binding
Source: RefSeq, a predicted model, not a curated record